This is a messenger RNA of Epinephelus lanceolatus (giant grouper), 1395 nucleotides long. RefSeq names its product estrogen-related receptor delta (gene esrrd). Gene Ontology annotation, cellular component: nucleus. Gene Ontology annotation, molecular function: zinc ion binding; sequence-specific DNA binding; nuclear steroid receptor activity. The record is from RefSeq and is a predicted model, not a curated record. Gene Ontology annotation, biological process: regulation of DNA-templated transcription. NCBI's taxonomy places the organism in Eukaryota, Metazoa, Chordata, Actinopteri, Perciformes, Serranidae.
CUCCUACAGCCCCCUCUGUGGAGCAGCAGAGCCCAACUCCCCAACAGGAUCCAGUUCCAGUGGAGGAAGCGUCAGAGGCAGCGCUGUGGUGUCGGGGACUUCGGUGUGUUUUUCAGUGUCGCAGACCAAUUCAUUUUCAGCACAGGUGGACUCCAUCCUGAGGGGAGACUACCUGUCAUCGAUGGGUGCUGUGGGGCCCAAGAGGCUCUGUCUGGUGUGCGGCGACUUUGCCUCUGGGUAUCACUAUGGCGUGGCGUCCUGCGAGGCCUGCAAAGCUUUCUUCAAGAGGACCAUACAAGGUAACAUCGAGUACAGCUGUCCCGUGAUGAACGAGUGUGAGAUCACCAAGCGGAGGAGGAAAGCCUGUCAGGCCUGCCGCUUCCAGAAAUGUCUCCAGGCUGGGAUGAUGAGGGAGGGAGUUCGUAUGGACCGAGUGAGAGGAGGACGGCAGAAGUACAAGAGGCGGGUGGAGUCUGGACUGAGUUUAUACAGCAGAGCGCCGUACAGUCAUCCUGUCAGCAGCAGAAACAAGGUGAUUUCCCAUUUGCUGCUGACAGAGCCCGCCCCACCGGCUGCCAAUCUGGACGAUUCCACCAAUGACAGCAGCCUGCGGACCCUGCUGACCCUCUGUGACCUCCUGAACCGGGAGCUGCUGGUUCUGAUUGGCUGGGCCAAACAGAUCCCAGGUUUCUCUGGGCUUUCAUUGGUCGACCAGAUGUCACUGCUGCAGAGUGGUUGGAUGGAGGCGCUGCUUGUGGGCGUGGCCUGGCGGUCACAGGGUGCAGCAGGGGAGGAGCUUGUGUUCGCUGGUAACCUGCGGCUGGAUGAGGCUCAGUGUCAAGCCGCGGGAUUGGCUGACCUGUACGAGGCACUGCGUCACCUGACGGCAAAAUACCAGGCGAUGAACCUGAGCCCAGAGGAGGUGGUGACCCUGAAGGCCAUGGCACUCGCUAACUCUGAUGCCGACCCGGUCGACUGUCCAGACUUGGUCCAGAGGUUCCAGGACGGGCUCCACGAGGCCCUGCAGGAGUACGAGUCGUCCCGCAGAGAGCAGCACCGGACAGGCCGUCUGCUGAUGAGCCUCCCCCUGCUGCGGCAGACGGCCGACCGAGCCGUGCAGGCCUUCCUGCGGCUACACCGCCACCGCUGUGUCCCCCUCCACAAACUGCUACUGGAGAUGCUCGACGCCAAGGCCUGAACAUGUGUGAUCACUCUGAGGACCACCUUCAUCAUCAUCAUCAUCAUCAUCAUCAUGAUGAGGACACAGACUUUUAUUGAAAUGUUGAGCUGAACACUGAGACUAUGAGACUAUCCAUGUGGAAGACAUGAAUAUAACAUUUGUCUGACAACUUUAGUUACUUUUCAGGUGACAGUUUUUCAUCCUCUUCCUGUCCA